This is a messenger RNA of Helianthus annuus (common sunflower), 3196 nucleotides long. Its product is annotated as nodulation receptor kinase. NCBI's taxonomy places the organism in Eukaryota, Viridiplantae, Streptophyta, Magnoliopsida, Asterales, Asteraceae. Gene Ontology annotation, molecular function: protein kinase activity; protein binding; ATP binding. The coding region runs from base 296 to 3091 and encodes 931 amino acids. Gene Ontology annotation, biological process: protein phosphorylation. The transcript is spliced from 15 exons. The record is from RefSeq and is a predicted model, not a curated record.
CAAUACCUACAACUUUGAACCAUAUUAUUUCAUUUUUUUGCCUUUAAGAUCACUAAAUAUUCAUCCUGUAUCAACAAAGUCAAAAGGGUUCCUCACAAAUUUAAAGUUCUAAAUCACAGUUUUUUUCGGCUUUUGGUAAAGAAGAUGCUAAAUGAACCACGAUCAGUCAACCGUUUGUGGGAAAUUUGAAACGGAAAUAAUGGAUCGAAUUCAUGGAACAAAACCAAGAUUUUCUUUAGUUUCAGAGUUAUGAAUUUGAUCACCAGAUGGAGAAACUUAAACUGACAAUAAGAGGAUGAUGGAAGAUUUGAUUUACCGGAAUUUAAGUUCGGUUUCAUGUUGUGUUAUACUUUGCAUCUUCAUAGCCAUCCAACCAACUUGUUCACAAGAAGGUUUUUUAAGUAUACAAUGUUGUGCCGUUUCCAAAUUCAUCGAUCCGGAUAACAACAUAUCAUGGAUCCCAGAUGAUAAAUGGUUUUCCGACAAUCGACAAUGUCAAGACAUAAUAACACCCUUACAAAAUGGUACUACUUAUGAUCAUGCUAGGUUUUUUGGAACAAAAUAUGGUACAAAAUGGUGUUAUGAUUUGCCAACAAAAAAGGGUCAGAUUUAUCUGAUUAGGGGCACAUUCCCUUUGGGAGAUAUUAAUGCAUCACCUACAGGGGCAUUUUUUGAUGUUUUAGUAGGUGUAACGCCUAUAGGGCGAGUUAACUCGUCAGAUGAAACCGAAGUUGAAGGGGUUGUACGAGCUACUAAUGAUUAUAUCAACUUUUGUUUAUUACCAAAACAAGGAAAUCCUUAUGUUUCCAAGAUUGAAUUAAGACCGUUGGAUUCGGAUUAUGGAGAGGUUUCGGGUGUUGUCAAACUCGUGCAUAGAGUUGAUGUUGGGAACACUGGAGAAGAAAUCCGGUUUCCACAAGACCCGUAUGACCGAAUUUGGAAACCCGACUCAGAUUUGAACCAAAACGGCACUUCCACGUCACUAGAAAACCGUAAUAUCAUUGUUCCAAACAGCAUAAAAACACGACCUCCUCUUCGAGUGCUACAAACAGCUCGAACACAUUCAGAUCGUUUAGAAUUUUGGCAUGAGUUUCAUUCAGAGUACAAUAAUUAUAUUCUCAACCUCUAUUUUUUUGAACUCGAAGGCACGGUGCAAACUGGCCAACGCGUGUUUGAUAUAUACAUCAACGACGUAAAAACACAGCAGAUCGAUAUAAUGUCGGCUGGUUCAAACUACAAGGCUACUUCUAUAAACUUCGAAGCGAACGAUUUUUUUAACUUGACCAUACGAAAAACUACUAAUGGAUCCGAGUUGGGUCCGAUUUGCAAUGCUUAUGAAAUUUUUCAAGCUCAACAGUUGCUUCAAGCUACAGAUCAACAAGAUGUGGAUGCGAUUUUGGUCAUAAAAAAUGAGCUGUUGGUGGCGAACCGGGAUAAUGAGGUGUUAGAAAGUUGGACAGGUGACCCGUGUCUCCCGCAAAGCUGGACCGGGGUGACAUGUAACCAAUCGAAUGGAAAAACGGUCAUUACUAAACUGGAUCUAUCUUAUGGCAAAUUUAAAGGACCACUUGCACAGGGCAUCACUAUGCUAACUCAUCUUAAGGAACUGAACGUUAGCAAUAAUCGUUUCAACGACAGGAUUCCUGUGUUCCCAUCUUCUUCUGUUCUCACCUCAAUGGACCUAAGAAACAAUGAGUUCAUGGGAAGGAUUCCAGACUUGCUUACUUCCCUGCCACACUUAACACAUCUAUACUAUGGAUGCAAUAAGGAUUUCAACAAAGAGAUUACCACAAGUCAAAAUACAUCUAGGAUUGCUACAGACAACGGAAUGUGCAGAGAAGAGAAAUCACCACAUCCGACACACACCGUUUUCAUAGCAGCAAACGCGGGUGCAGCCAUUUUAGUUACAGGAGUACUUGCCUGCGUAAUUUGCUUUUACAAAAAAAGGAAGAAGGCCAACAAAAGAUCAGAAGGGAGAAUACCUACAAUGACCAAGAAUGCGAUUUACGCAAUGCCAAGCAGUAAGGAUGAUAUCGGUUUAAAGGAGAUAUCCAUAAAGAGCUUUACUCUUGAGCAGAUAGAAAGUGCGAUACAAAAUUAUAAAACUUUGAUUGGUGAAGGCGGGUUUGGGUCCGUUUACCGUGGGACCCUAGUGGGUCGAGAAGUAGCUGUAAAGGUGCGAUCAGCAACUUCGACACAGGGAACCCGUGAAUUUAACAAUGAGUUGACACUUUUAUCAGCUAUUCAGCAUGAAAAUUUGGUGCCACUUCUUGGUUAUUGCUGUGAAAAUGAGCAACAAAUUCUUGUUUAUCCGUUUAUGUCUAACGGGUCGCUACAAGAUCGUCUUUACGGUGAAGCGUCUAAACGACGAGCUCUUGACUGGCCCACGAGACUUUCGAUAGCUUUAGGAUCUGCUCGAGGUUUGAGCUAUCUUCAUACAUUCUCGGGGGGUUCGGUCAUACACAGGGACGUGAAAUCAAGCAACAUACUCCUAGAUGAUAGCAUGUGUGCCAAGGUGGCAGACUUCGGUUUUUCGAAGUAUGCACCUCAAGAAGGGGAUAGUAAUGCCUCCUUAGAAGUAAGGGGAACCGCUGGAUACUUGGAUCCAGAGUACUAUUCGACCCAACAUUUGUCGGCCAAGAGUGAUGUCUUUAGCUAUGGAGUUGUGUUGCUUGAGCUAAUCACGGGUCGGGAACCUCUCAAUAUACAUAGGCCGCGAAAUGAAUGGAGCUUGGUUGAAUGGGCAAAACCUUAUAUAAGAAACUCAAGAAUAGAAGAAAUAGUGGAUCCAAGUAUAAAAGGAGGAUAUCACACAGAGGCUAUGUGGAGAGUUGUGGAAGUAGCAUUAGCAUGUACCGAGCCAUAUUCCACUUACAGACCGUCCAUGAUAGACAUCGUUCGCGAGCUAGAAGAUGCUUUGAUUAUAGAAAAUAACGCGUCUGAAUACAUGAAAUCAUUGGAUAGCUUUGGGGGAUCCAAUCGGUUUUCCAUUGAGAGACCAAUUUUUAAUAUACCCUUACCUUUACCUACGACAACGCCAUCAGAGUCGUCAUCUGUACUUACGCAACCUGCUGUUCCGAAACCACGAUAAAUUUGUGUCUUAAUGUAGCAAAUGGUGAAUAAUAUUAAGUAAAUAUGCUUAAUUUCGGUUCAUUUUUUAUGGAGUAGAUUUAAUCAGAGAAGAAAAUUAUCCUGA